UACGCGGACACGAGUCGGAAUCUACGACACGGACAUAACGGAAGUUUAGACGGUUGCUCUGGGUGAACGAAAGGGGACACUCACAGCAUCGCGUCAAAUAAAUAAUUAUCUCCCCCUAAACUAACUCAGUUCCCCCUUUCCCUCACACAUGGCGUCCAAUUCUAAUAUGGAUAUUGAGGGUGCGACCCAGCAUCUCCGGGACAUCCUCAAGCUCGACCGUCCCGGGAAUAGCACCGAUACACCAUCAGGUGAUGGUCUGAGAAUGCCAUCUUUUAAUGGAGAGCUGAAUGGGUUAUUGGGAGCAGCAGGUCUUCUAGGAAGCACUGAUCGGUCAACCAUGUCAAAUUCCACCAGACCCAUCUCCACAGACCUCAGCAGCGCUCAGGAGUGUCAGAUAAUCUGCCUUUCUGGCGACGAUGGCUCCACCUGUAUCCCCAUCACCUCCAACAACGUGGAGAUUGUGGCAAGUCAAGACUCCAGCAUCAACAGCAAGGCUCGCGGCAGCAACAAGGUGAAGAUUCAACCCGUUGCCAAGUACGACUGGGAACACAAGUAUUAUUAUGGCAGACUGAUAGCCGUGUCCAACUCCUUCCUGGCGUAUGCCAUCAGAGGAGCCAACAACCAUGCAAUGAUUAGAGUCCUGAGUGUGGGUUUUGCUGAGCGAUCCCUACUGAAGGGCUUCACUGGAGCUGUCACAGAUCUGGCUUUUGCCCACCUCGACUCCUCCCUGUUGGGUUGUGUAGAUGAAGCGGGCAACCUGAUGGUCUGGCAGAUCACCUGCACUGGAAACAAGAUACUUGAUCAGGUGGUGGUUCAUAUCCGACGGCCAGAAGACUCCCCACUGAACUCCCACCGUCGCCUCAUCUGGUGCCCGUUCAUCCAGGAUGAAAAUGAGGAGAACCAGGAUGACACCAGCCAGACCUUAGCCCUGCUUCAUGAAGACAUGGCUGAGGUGUGGGACCUGGAAGUCUUGAGAGCCAACAACAGCAGUUGGCCUGUCGAUGCCACAGACCUAAAAGAAGGCCUCAUCACAAUCAAGGGACAUAACCAGCGAGUCAGUGAAGGGGCCCUGUCUCCAGAUGGAACCGUGUUAGCCACAGCCAGCCAUGAUGGAUACAUCAAGUUCUGGCAGAUAUACAUAGAAGGGGUACAGGACAAGCCGAGAUGUCUUCAUGAGCUGCGGCCUCACGGAGGACGUCCCCUCUCUUGCCUUCUUUUCUGUGAUAACCACAAAAGACAGGACCCCGAGGUUCCUUUCUGGCGGUUCCUGAUAACUGGAGCGGAUCAGAACCAGGAAUUAAAAAUGUGGUGCACUGUUUCUUGGACCUGUCUACAGACCAUCAGGUUUUCUCCAGAUCUGUUCAACUCAUCAGUUCUGCCAAGUCUAAAGGCCAGUCUGGACCUCUCUGCUCAGUAUCUCAUCCUCACCGACGUACAGAGGAAGGUUCUGUAUGUGAUGGAGCUGCGGCAGGAUCUGGAGAAAGGAAAGGCCAGUUUCACAGCAGUAUCCGAGUUCCUGCUGACCCACCCUGUGCUCAGCUUUGGGGUCCGGGAUGUCACCCACAGCCGAUUGCGACACACAGAGGUCCUCCCUGCAGAGGAGGAGAGUGAGAGUAUGACAACAGAGGGCACUCAAGGACCAACAGAGUCCAAGUCUGGCAUCCAAAUUAAACUCUACUGUGUUCACACCAAGAGUCUGCAGGAUGUCCAGAUCUGGUUUCAGCCCAACUUGGGUUCCAGCUCAACAAUCUUCCUGCCCCAUUCUGAUUCCCAGGAUGGUUUUGCAGGGUUUUCAGACCAUCUCACUGACCAGAGCUCUGACAAGGAUUCAGGAAGUGGCUCCCAGACCGACCUAAGGAAGAUCCCAUCGCUUCCUGCUCCCACUGACUUCCUGUCAAACUCGGGCGCCAGCAGUGGGACCAAGCUGAUGACUCCCGACGCCUUUAUGACACCAAGCACUUCGGUACCGGCAUCUCCUGGCAGUAGCGCCAGCAGUCUGACCGUUGUGACAGCUAUCAGCAGCAACUCUGACUCCACUAACAGAGCUAUUGACGAUGUCAGCCAGAGUCCUAACCGAGCAGAGAACAACGGCAGUAGUAGCAGCAGCAGCAGCAGUCUGGCCCUCUCCAACUCCACCAGCAGCCCAAGAGCUUCUUCUGUUGUGCUGAUGCCUGGACUGGAGAACCUACAGGCUUUAGCAUCCCCUAUUGGUCCUCUGACACUCGACAGCCCUCAGGUUCUGGACUCUCCCCUCCUGCCACCUCUGGCUUCUCCGACCAGGGCCCGCUCCCCUGACGUCAUCUCCUCCGCCUCCACUGCCAUGUCCCAGGACAUGCCAGAGAUUGCAUCCCAGACCCUGCAGCUUCAGCGUGGACUUGUGUCCAGCUUGGAGCCCCUACCGCUGUCUGCUCUCCAGACAGACAGCAUGGCCUCUGCUGCAUCUGCCCUGCACCUACUCACCUCACCACGCACAGCCAACAACAACAGCCUGUUGGCCCUUGAACUCGGAGGUGCUGAUGGGCCAGUGGGCGGCGCCGUAGAGUCAGAGCCCAGACUCAGCCACACCCCAUCACUACUUGAGAAUGCCUUAUCACAGGAGAACCCUGGGGUUGGUGGAGGGUCCUCAGAUGUUAGUGUCAGCCACACACCUUGGCCGGCUGCGCCUGACAUCACUCGAGAAACCAGGAACAGUCUCAGGGACAAUGGUCUUGGAGACUGUUCAAGAGAGGAGUUGAAGGACAGGCACUUGAGCUCACCUUACCAUCGACGCUCCUAUCACCUCACACAGAAUGACAGUCAGGACGCUGGUGCAGAGCAGAGUGACCCUGAUGAUGAGGUGGCCAGCCUGGCAUCAUCCUCAGGAAAAAGUGGCUCUCGUUCUUCUCACAGACUACCAGUCAAGGACUGGAAGACCUCACCACGAGGCUCGCCAAAAGUAAAGAGGAAGACCAAAAAAGAUGACAGUGAAUCGUCUCAGUCCAGGCAAAUGGACUCUGUUCAGAUGAAUGCAGAAGUGCAGGACGAGUUGUUGAUGCUCCUGCGUAGCCAGCAGAGAGAACUAACUGAACUGCGUGGUCAGAUUGAAGCCAUGCAAAGCACCAUUAUGGCCCAAGUAGAGCAUGUCCUUACCAACCACCAGGAACAAGAACAGCGCAGACUAGAGCGAGUUCUGUCCGAGAGUCAGAAUCAUCAACAGCAGCUUCAGGAACAACUCAGCCAGCAGCUCAGCCACACCCUCAGCUCGGUGCUGACCAACAGAAUGGAUAAAGUGAUUCGAGAGGAAAUGAAGAAAACGGUCCCACAAUCAAUCUCUAAGAGUCUGGAGCCAGUGACUGGUCAGCUGAGCAAUACAAUUGCUGCUAAGCUGACUGCUGUGGAGGUCACCCUGAAGGAAAAUGUCAGCAAGGUGGUCAAAUCCAAGAACACAACAGAUGCAAUUGGUCGAGCAGCAGCAGAAGCCAUGCAGGGACCCAUCCAGGCAGCCUAUAAAGACGCCUUCCAGGGCAUUGUGCUGCCUGUUUUCGAAAGAGGCUGCCAAUCCAUGUUUCAACAAAUCAACGACAGCUUCAAACAAGGCACACAAGAAUACAUCCAACAGCUUGAGACCCAUAUGAAGAACAGGAAGCAGAAAGAGCAGGAGACACGAGACCCCAUGAUUGGCCAGCUCCAGCAGAUGACUGACAGCUUCCAAAGCUCCACCGAUCAGCUGGCCAAUAACAUCACAGCUAAUGUCCGGGCAGAGGUCCAGCACCAGAUCCAGAUGAUGGUGGGAAAUUUGCAGGAGUCUAUUCUUAGCCAUGUGCAACGAAUUGUCAAAGGGGAGGUGAGCCAGGCAAUGAAGGAGCAGCAGGCAGUGGUCACCUCCAGCAUCAUGCAGGCAAUGAGGUCAGCGGCCAGCACACCUGUCCCCACAGCACACCUAGACUACCAGACACAGCAGGCAAACAUCCUGCAGCUCCUCCAGCAGGGCCAGCUCAACCAGGCUUUCCAGCAGGCUCUUUCAGCGACCGAUCUGAACUUGGUCUUGUAUGUGUGUGAGACCAUCGACUCUCAGCAGGUGUUUGGCCAGCACCCCUGCCCUCUCAGCCAGCCUGUGCUGCUGUCACUCAUCCAGCAGCUCUCCUCCAACCUCACAACCCGCUCUGAGCUGAAAAUCAGCUACCUGGAGGAUGCAGUGAUGAAUCUGGACCACAGCGACCCGCUGACUAGAGACCACAUGUCCUCGGUGUUGGCCCAGGUCCGACCGAAGCUCUUUGCCUUCCUGCAGCAGGACCCACACAGCCCGCUCAGCAAGAGGGCGCGGCGCCUGAUGAUGAUGCUGCAGGGUCUCGUCAGCCACUAGUCCUCCAUUGAAAGAGCGGUGCAGGGGAGUCGUUUCCUCACAGAUGCACAUGGAUACAGAUCAUGAGUCCCUUUUUUGUUACGAGUCCACGGACGUUUUAGAGGAGAAAGCAACGACAACUUCACCCCACUCGGAACAGUCUCUUGGAGCUAAGGAUGGGGACGUGCUGUCGGUUGGAGAUGGAAGACGAGGGCUCCUAAAUGACUGAGCUUGAAACCUCUCGCUCGGUUCAAGAAUUACGGUUUCCACCUGGCCCUCCACACAACCCUAAUCCAGCUCUUUCUCCCCCGUUCCAUUUGUUCCCGUUCCUCCCCCUGUUCCACUUGCACCAGUGAGGUGUCAAGUUAGGAAAUAGAUUUUUUUUUUUUUUCCUGGACAUACCUUCAGUGCAAGACAAUAAAGGUUUGGACAACUCUGAAGUUGCCGCUUGUUCCCCCAAGAGGCAUUCUGGUCGUCUCUCAUCCUUUUAGCACCAUCAAGAAACAAAAGAAACGAGCUGAAAUGUCUGGUCGUCCCCGUCUCCCAGACACAUCGUACCUGACACUCCUUUGAUGCCACUUCAUCCAAAUGUGCAUAAGACUCAAAGAAUGUUCAGCUGAGUGGUCCACAAGACCAAACAUCGCUGUUUCUUUUGGCAAGAGAUGGCUUGCCUAAAAAUGUCCCCUUGUAUUUUGGCCUUAUGAGCAAACAGCAGGCUUGGACACAUUUCUUUUUAUUUUUAUUUUUUUUUUUUUUCAAUACAGACCAGCAUCUUUGCUAGAGCCAACUUGGAAUUCGGUAGCUGCAUUAUUUCGCUGUCCUCAGUUAAGUUUUUUUUUCAAACCUCCAAGCUAAUCCGGGCAACCAAAAGUAUGUAACAUUGAAAGCCAUUUCAUGUUUGUGGCAUAUUUUCUUUCAGUUAUUUCUUAAUAGGUUGGAGACGACAACCUUGCUAGGCAUAAUCAGUCUCAGUGCUUUGAAGAGGAUCAACAUGCUGAAUUGUUUUGCUGAAAGUUAAUUGAAUUUGUUCCUGCGUUGGUAUUCGGGAUGGAAAGCAUAUCGUACUUUUUUCCACUCUGGCCUUGUUUUCACAAAUCAUUCUAAUGAGGGUCUCUGAAGAAGACAAAUAAGGUUAAAGGAUGAGAAAUAACAAAUAUGUGUGAAGGUCCUCCAGGCUGAAAAGAAUUCACCCUUUGAAUCUAAAAUGUUUGGAGCCCAACAUCAUGUUUGGCAGCCGUCCAUGUGUACAGCUCUGUCCUGUAAAUUGGUUUCUCCUGUAUGUCUGUCCCUUUUUUAUAUAAACAUUUAGCAUUUGUAAGAAUUGUAUACUUGCUUUAAGAGUUGUCAAACUAGUUACAUACUACAUAAUGAAACACUUCCUAAACCUAAUUGUUACCGAUGAUGUUAGUGUAUCAGGCUAUCCCAAAUAAUGUUUGUAAAUUGAAUGUGCAGUUACUUCUCAUAGGCUCUAGGAGGCAGCACUUGGUUGGACUGUUCACCCUUCUUGUCAUUUAGGUUUUGGCUUCAGAAGUCAUUCCUGCUCUCUCAGUAUCUGUUUUACCAAACAUUGAAAAGCCUGCACCUGUUUGUUCACCUCUAAAGUGAGUUGAGGAUGAUGAUUUGUGUACAGCCCAUUUACACACGCAUCAUUGUUUAGUUUCAGGGCGGCCACAUCGUUUAGCUGAUUGUAAAACAAAAGUUCUGUUAAUUUGACGUCUAUAGAUUCUGUUAAGUUGGAUUUGUCUAGCAAGUGCCUUAUUGUAUUCUACAUGUUACACUUAAGCAUUUGAUCCCAUUUGGGCCUUUAGAACACUUGUAAUGUUUGAGCAAUUAUCCCAUUAUCCUUUUCACUUUUACAAGCAUUUAUGUCGUUAAAAUGUCGGAUCUGAAGUAAGACUCAAACAGCACAGCAGAGGAGAAUCUAUGUUUUGUUUACUAACAUGACUACCAAGACGGCUGAUUUGGACAGAUAUUUGACUGAUCAUGCAACACAGAGAGAGAUGUACUAUUUUGACUACUACCACCUUCACCUUUCAGUUACAGACCCCAGUUUAUUGUCCUCAGAGUAGAAUGACAGGUUGACUCCUGCGUUACCCUGAGUGGGAGCCGUGUGUGAGAAACAACUGAGGCUAGUGUGUAUGUUAUUUUUUCUUUAUCCAUUCUGUUCAUUUCCCUCUGCUUGGAUGCUUAUGUUGUAUCUUUUACAGUUUAUUUUACCCUAAACAUUUUGGAAUAAAAAAAAGACUUGUUCACUU
Molecule: messenger RNA, 6576 nt
Organism: Sander lucioperca (pikeperch)
Lineage: Eukaryota; Metazoa; Chordata; Actinopteri; Perciformes; Percidae
Gene: edc4
Product: enhancer of mRNA decapping 4
Exons: 30
Coding region: 149-4342 (1397 amino acids)
Biological process (GO): deadenylation-independent decapping of nuclear-transcribed mRNA
Cellular component (GO): P-body
Molecular function (GO): protein binding
Source: RefSeq, a predicted model, not a curated record